Molecule: messenger RNA, 471 nt
Organism: Symbiodinium sp. CCMP2456
Lineage: Eukaryota; Dinophyceae; Suessiales; Symbiodiniaceae
Source: the annotation of a GenBank genome assembly
AUGGCCUUUAACCUGUCAACACCCGGAUCCCCUCGCAAUUCUGUGCACGAGUCCGCCUUGCGAGUAGAAACGAACGUAGACCUCGGACGGCUCUCAGCUGCCAACCAUGCACGUCUGCAUGCGAGCAUCAUCGACUACAAUGUCGUCAUCACGGCCUGUGGCAGAGGAGGCCAAUGGCGAGGUGCCGGAGGCCUCCUUCGCCUCCUCCGCCUGCGCGGCCUGCGCAGCAGCCUUGUGUCCUUCAACGCGGCCAGCAGCGCUUGCGAAGGAGGCGGCGCCUGGCAGUGGUCUUUGAUGCUCUUGGCCGAGUUGGCCGCAUCCCAGCAUCGCCCUGAUGAAGUUAGCCGAACCGGGGCCGUGACGGCAUCGCAGUCAGGCGGACUUUGGGCCCAGGCGCUACAUGCCUCGGAGGCUUUGGGUGCGAACGUCGUGGCGAGAAGCCACCUGCAACGGCAGAAAGUUACGGUGUAG